Messenger RNA from Candoia aspera, 2500 nucleotides. It is a transcript of the gene PRR33, whose product is annotated as proline rich 33. The record is from RefSeq and is a predicted model, not a curated record. The transcript is spliced from 2 exons. NCBI's taxonomy places the organism in Eukaryota, Metazoa, Chordata, Lepidosauria, Squamata, Candoiidae. The coding region runs from base 243 to 1805 and encodes 520 amino acids.
GUCGCUCAGAGGGGUCGAUCCCUCCACCAGCCUCUUUCUACCAGCCUGUGAGAAGGGAGAAGGCUCCUUGGAUAAGGAGCUGCGGGGGCAGGUUUUAUUUUGGGCAUCGGUCAGCCUCCCCCUCCCUGGCUUGGAAGGGAAGAGCCCAAGCAAGGAUGCACCAAAAGGGUUUGAAACCCGCGGAGCGGAGCGCGGCAAGCGGCAGCCUUUAACCCUCCGGCCACAUUCACCAGGGGGUCAAAAUGCUGAUAACGGUAACACCACCCCAUGAACCUGUCCCCCUCCAGUCACAGGCUCCACCACCACCUAUUCUACCAAAGCCUGGAACAGACAACCUUAAGCUACAGAAGCUCCUGAAAAAAGCUACAAAGAAGAAAGCCACCUUAUCAGCACAGCAAGCCGCAUCAUUCCGGUCCAAUCUGUCUCCUGUAAGUGAGGCUAGCCCAGACUUGGAGCACAAUGAACGCUCUUCCCCACUCAAGCCAACAGAAACUGAAGCACGCCUCACUAUCAAUCUUCCGCCCCGCUUUUCAGUCAAGCCCAUCAUCCACCAUGUUCCUUCUCCUUUUCCUAAAGGAAGGCCCUUCACAUUCACAAUUACAGAACAGAGGAGUCUUUCAGAACAUCUCAAGCUCACAGUCUCACCUGCGACAUCUCCACAUCACAGACCAAAAACUCCUGAGUCACUGAGGCAAUCCACAGAGUUUCCAUCAGGCCCACCUACUCACUUGGCCCCUGCCUUUGUUUUUCAUGAACAUCCCAUUUCCUCCACUCCUCAAGUGGAGACUCCAGUCAUGGUCACUCAUGUUGCUGAAAUGCAUUCCUCUUUUCGUAGAGUGCAAGCACCAAGGGUUAGGUCUCCACUAAUAGGUCAGCCAGAGGACUAUCCAAGUAGCUUCCAUGUGCAAACAGACCAUUCAGCCUCACUAUCAAGCCAGAUGUAUGACACAUCUUUUGUAAAGCAGCCCAGGCCAGUUACCCCCAAAUUAGAUGUUACUGCAGCCCCUGAGCCACCCACCAGGAAAAUGAAGACUGAAAUACUCCAUGUCCCUAGGCAGUAUACAGUGGUUACAUCCCCAACUCAUCAGCUGGACAGGCCUGUGACUCCAGGAAGCAGCAGAAGCCCUGAACCACACCCUGAGGUCCAGAGACAGUCAGGCUCCAACACAUCACAGUACAUGGGGCCAGAAACACUUCUUCCUGCUCCAUCCACAGUCAGUACACAUAAGUUCUUGCCAGAAAGGAUAGACCAGCUGGCUGUAUCAUCGCCACCGCCACCACCUGUCUCCCAGAGUCCUGCAAGCUCCUCACCUAAAUCAAAGCCAGCAUUGCCCCUCAAAAACAAACUUAGUGGCUGGUCUCGCCUCAAAAAACACUUGAUAGUGGAAUCUGAAGUACCUCAGUGCCCAGUCUCAGAAUCUGAGCCAGAGCAAGGGAGAGAAAAGACAGUAACUGAAGCCUCAGAAGAUGACCCAGGUCCGGGGAAGAAAGGAACCAAAUCAAAAGCCAUCAAGAUGUGGGAUGCCAUCUUGUACCAGAUGACAGUCAGCAAGGAAAAAAGGCAACAAGCUGAGGAAAAGGAAAUAAGGAGAGAGGGAAUGUUUUCAUUCCGGCGACGUUUACCAUUGCUCCUCCACAGGCCACGCUUUGACGCCCGGAAGCUUAAAGAGCUGGCUUCCAAACCCAUGACAAAGAUCACUACUCUGUUUGAAGUGCGCCGUAUCCAACGCCAACCACCUGAAGAAACACAGAUGGGUUUUAAUAGGACUGCAUCUGGAUGGCAGGUGAAGGAAGGAGAAGAAUAGAAGUUUCCUUGAAAAGAUGAUCAAUAGGCUGAUAGAAUCUGAAAUAAAUCCAGAUUUUACUAAAGCAGCACUUGAGAGGGAAAAAAAUAAAAUAAAAUCCUCCACAGGGUUAUUGUCUGUGUACUGAAAGAUGAACAUCCCUAUUUUACUCAGAUUUAACACUGGGCUUGAGAGAGAGGCUUAUUUUAGCCCUGUUUUAGGAAUAACAGGCUAUAUAGAAGAAAUUAAAACCAUCUACUAAAAUAAAUAUAGGAUAUAACAGAAAUGUGUAGGCUUGCUCAGCCAAGCCUACCUUUUAUUCUAGAAUAAUGCUGAAGUUCUUGGCUUUUUUCCCAUGUCCAGUAAAUGGCAUUUUGAAUAGAAUCAGUCAUCCCGCAUCAUGGUACACAUGUUCAGAGUCUCUCUCCCCAUCCCCCUUUGUGGUCAAAUGGUGUCCAGAGCUUUAGACCUCUUGGUUAGAGGACAAGAUGAAGAGGAGUAUAUGUAGUAGGAACAGUGAUUGUUUCCAUAAGCUAUUUUCAUGUUUCUGGGAGGGGAAAAAAAACUUCUCUCAUACAUAGCCUAAAUCUAAAUUGUAAUACUAAUAUGCACAGAAAAUUAGAGUUUGAAAUCAGCAACAAUUAUGCAAGAACAAGGUACAAGAUAGCUUCAGAUCCUAAAAAGAUGAAAAUAAAACGAUAAAGCAGUUUGGCCUA